Molecule: messenger RNA, 3863 nt
Organism: Scleropages formosus (Asian bonytongue)
Lineage: Eukaryota; Metazoa; Chordata; Actinopteri; Osteoglossiformes; Osteoglossidae
Product: glypican-5-like
Exons: 8
Coding region: 184-1884 (566 amino acids)
Biological process (GO): regulation of protein localization to membrane; cell migration; positive regulation of canonical Wnt signaling pathway
Cellular component (GO): extracellular region; plasma membrane; cell surface
Source: RefSeq, a predicted model, not a curated record
CUCUCUCGCUCGCUCUGCACGCAACAUGCAGCCGAGAAGUUCUCCAAACUCAGGUGCCGUUCAGGCUCGUUCAUCAUGAGUAACACCUCGGCCGAAGCUCCUUCAGGCUCCUACCUGUGCGAGGUUUGAGAAGCGAGGGCUGCGAAGGGAUGUCUGCUGUGAGCGCGUGACUCCGGCGGAGACAUGGGGGGCCGCGCGCUGCUCUGCUCUCUCCUGCUGGCCUCCUGCGCCGUCCUCUCCGCGGGGGGUCCGAGCGGCUGCCACGAGGUGCGCAAAGUGUUCCACUCCAGACACGUGAUGGGACAGGUGAAGUGGGUGCCCGAGACCCCCAGAUCAGGGACUGAUCUUCAGGUGUGUAUGUCCUCCAAUUUGACAUGCUGCACCAGAAAGAUGGAGGAGAGGUACCAAGAAGCCGCCCGCCUGGAUAUUCAGAAUUUAUUACAGACAUCAAGCUCCAGCCUGAAGAUGUUACUUUCUAGGAGCGUUGUAGCAUUUCAAGAAAUGAUGGAGAACAUCAUCAGGCAGGCGGAGAACCACACCGAUGCCCUGUUCCGCAACACGUACCGGAGCAUGGCCUUCAAGGCUGCAGAGCUGGUCAGGGAGCUGUUCACCGACAUCGCCCUCUUCGUGCUUGGCUCUGAGCUCGGAGCCGAGGAUCUUGUACGCCGCUUUUUCGAUGGCCUCUUCCCCCUGGCGUACGAUCGCCUGUUGGAGCCCGGCCUGACGGAAAUCUCGGCAGGCUAUGCCGAGUGCGUGCGUGCGGUACGUCAGGAGCUCCGCCCUUUCGGUGCCAUCCCCCGGCAGCUGGCUGAGCAGAUUGGAAGGUCCCUCCUCCCAGGGCGCAUCUUCCUCCAGGCUCUAAACCUGGGCAUCGAGGUCAUCAACACGACAGACCACCUGCAGUAUGGUAAGGAGUGCAGGCAGGCCCUGCUCAAGAUGCUCUACUGCCCCCACUGCCAGGGGCUGACCCACAGCAGGCCCUGCACUGGCUACUGCCUCAAUGUGAUGCGUGGCUGCCUGGCCAGCGCGGCCGAGGUGGACAUCCACUGGAGGGAGUUCGUCCGCUCCCUGGAGGAGGUGUCCAGCCGCAUGCAAGGCGCCGGGGACCCGGAGCAGGUGCUGCUCAGCAUCCACACGCUGGUCAACAGCGCGGUCGUGCACGUCCAGAGGAAUGGCCCCAGGAUCUUAGCUCAGCUUCACAGAGUGUGUGGUCACCCGCGCAGAAAAGCCAGCCAAUCUGUCAGUGACGAACCACGUGAUGGCAGACAAGUCCCCCCGCUGUGGCCCCCGGGCCGAGAAAUGGAGGAGAGCUUCACGAGGUGGACCAAAGAGUUCCUCGGGAGUCUCCGGCUCUACCGGACGUUUUACGGGGGCCUGGCUGACCAGCUGUGUGUGAGCGAUCUGGCGUCUGAGGAUGGGCUAUCGUGUUGGAACGGAGCUGAUGUUGUCAAGAGCUACACUCUUCAAGUGGUGGGCAGUGGGAUUAAAGCCCAGGCGGUGAAUCCAGAGGUCAAAGUGAAGGGAGCGGAUCCAGUGAUACAUCAGAUCAUCGAUAAACUAAAGCACAUCAAUCAGCGUCUUCAGGGGAAGGCAAUUCCAACAAAUGGGAUGCUGGAUCUGAUUGAGCUGGGCAGCGGGACUCCGGAGUGGUCAUUCAGUGGCGACUGUGACGAUGAGGAUGGCUGUGGCGGGUCAGGGGAUGGCGAGGGGAUAAACCCCAGGAAAGUCUCCAACUGGACCCCGGAGAAGGUGAACGAUCAGAGCAGGCAUGGCCAACCAGCACAAACACUGGAAGCAACGCAUAAGUCCAGGGGCAGAGCCACAGCCCCGCUCAGCCUGUUGGCCCUCGGUAUGAUGGGCGUUCUCACUCAGCUGUGGCCCUGAUGCUGGUACCGUGGCCAUGGGACAUUUUGUUUGCGUCUGGAAAUAAGAAAUGCUCCACAGUGAUAAAGAAAAUUUGUGGGAGUUCUAAGCCUUGAAAAGGAUCUUGCCGAUUUGCAAGUAUGGGGUGGUGGCAGACGCAAAAAGGAGCUGCAGAAUCCUCUUUCGCUGUACAAAAUGUAGCAUACAUUCUUCACCAACUCUACAACCUAUAACAUCUUCGGUGUUGAUAUUUAAAAAUCUUUUUAUUUUCCUAGUAUAUUUAAAAGUAAGAGAUGCUCUAUAAGAAUAAUACACUGAAAACAGACUGAAAAACAGAUAUUAUAAAUAUCACAGUUUCCUUAGUCUGCUUUUUGUCUUAUGUAACGCCACAAUGUAAUGCAAAAAGUAUACAUUAUGGAAUUAUUAACACUGUUAAAUAUAUAGCUUUCCAAAAUAUUUUGUAUGUAUUCUGAAAUUAUGCUCUGACCUAGUUUUUAUUGUCACAGCUGCUAGCAUAGUGGUUAGAGCUGUUGUCUUUGGACCCCAAAGUUGCAGGUAUGACUCGCCACCUCCAGCUAUAAUACCCUGAGCGGGCUCCUUGCCCUAAGUUGCCCAGCUGCAUAAAUAGGAAAAUAACUAUAUAUAACAUAACAUUGUAAGUUGCUUUGGCAAAUGCAUUAGCUAAAUGAAUAAAUAUAACUGUCUCCGGAGUAAAAUAGUACAUAGGUUGAUAAAAUAUCCCAGAAACUCUUUCCUAUAAUAUUUGCCAGAGGUUGUUUUGUUGUGAGUCUUUUUUAAUUUAUCUAAAUUCUCCCAUCACUUUUACAAACUGACUUGGCUCCCUGCAGCACUCCAGAAUUCUCUCUGCAGAUCUGCUAAAGAAAUUUACAUUUACAUUUAUUUACUUAGCAGACGUUUUUCUCCAAAGUGACUUCCAAUGAACUCUAUGUAGUGUUAUCAGCCCACACACCUUAUUUACGAAGGUGAAAAUUACUUUCUUUGCUCAGCAGAAGUCCUGCAACACUUUGCAACUGAAGAAGUUUGCCUCUUCAUUAUCAAGAACACACAUACCGUAUACAGGGAGCAGAAUAAGUGCUGGGACAAUCAAGUAAAAUUGUUACAACUAGUGUUUCAGAUCAAAAUAAUUUCAGUCAAAUUAAAGUUUUGUGCAGUACUUUAUCACAUAACCCUUACAGGUCUGUGACCCAUGGGCAUCACUGGACUUGAGAUGCUCUGUCACACUCCCAGUCUCCUCCAGUUGUUGCCUGUUUUGGGGGUUUUAUGACUUUGUGACAAGUGAAAUGGACACGUCAGUUGGAUUUUAAACAACAGACCGACUUGGCCAGUUUUAAACUUUCUGCUUUUGCUUCUCUAUGAACUACUUGGUUAAGUGUGCAGUACAGAACUGGGGGUGAAUAUAUUGCUCAACAUAUGCACCUAUUCUGCAAAGGCGGAAGGUUGCAUUACCACUGAUUUAUUCACAAGCAUCACCCUUCUGCUCUGGUUUCACCAUAUUGCACACAUUAUAGGUAAUACUUUAGGCAAUAAAACGAUUAAUUUUAAAGCAUAUUGAGUAAUACCACUCUUGCUAAAUAUUUUAUGUAGUGUAGAAUGCCUGGAUGGUUUUAGGCAACAUUGUGAGUUGGCAGACUGUUAAAUACGUGAAAUACCACUGGUACUUAAGGAGUGAAGAAUUCACGUAAGUAUCAGUUAGAAGCCAACCACCCAUGUUCAGUAAAUUCAGAAACCCUCAACUUUAAACCAUUGUUUAAACAAGUCUCAGUAAAGAAGCCAGAAAAAUAAUUGCUGAAAGACACAUUGUCAAUGCUCAGCUGUGUGUUUUCACCCUGAGCACCGCAAGGCAAACAAAUAAGACAGGGAUAAGGAAAAUAUUACAAAUAUCAGCAGGCUUCAAAGUUUCAUCUCUGCAUUUAGUUGAGGCUUUUCUCCAAAGCAACCUCCAACUCUUUACUCCUUUUUUUUACUGGAACAAUUUAGGG